Clonostachys byssicola is the source of this 2082-nucleotide messenger RNA. NCBI's taxonomy places the organism in Eukaryota, Fungi, Ascomycota, Sordariomycetes, Hypocreales, Bionectriaceae. The record is from the annotation of a GenBank genome assembly.
AUGCAGAAUAAUGUCGCCAUCAAGCAUCCCGUUGUACUCACGACGGACUCGUCCAGCUGCCGUCGUUGCCACACACUCAAGGUGAAAUGCUCUGGCGGCGUUCCGUGUCAAAGAUGCAAGAACGCCAAGAAAGACUCCCUGUGCGAAUAUCCUCAGCGAGAAAGAAGAGUGACUGUCUCCCAAAGCUACCUGGACCAGCUGCAGAACGGCAACAGACGGACGAGUAAUGUGGAAGCUGGGCCUGAAAGCCGCGAGGCCAGCCCAAGUCGGCCCUCGAUGGCUCAAGAUUCCCGCGCAACUAGCCAGGGACCUGCAGUGGACUCCGAGAUCAGCAACCCCUACCUUGAGCCACGAAGUCUGUUUCAGCUGGACCAAGCCUUGCGACAGCAAUUCGUUGGUGAAUCCACGUGCCUUGCUUUUGGAGACCGCAUUCUGCAAUGUCUCAAUCCCCAUUCAACACCACCAUCCAUGACAUCAGAGCAUCAGUAUGUGCGUGAUCCUGCCUUUGCUCGCCAAACGAGUGGCCUCGCUGGAUGUAAGCUUCCUGAGCGCAUUCGUGGGAUGCUCCUAAUACGAGUGGCCCUGCGUUUCAUUGGACAGGACUACCAUUUCUUCAUGCAUGGUGACUUCCUUCAGCAGCUUGAGAAAGCGUACGCAUCCAAAGACAGCCCCAAUUUCGAUGCCGUCUGGGCUUGCAAGUUGUUUGUUGUGCUGGCCCUCGGCGAGCUUUACUCAACCUCAAUACCAACAGCAAGCCAUGGCCGUGGACCGGCUGUUCCCGGCACUGAUUAUUUUCUCACGGCGGUGAGACUGCUCCAAGACUUGUUUGAAGAGCCGACCAUAGCCCAAGUAGAGGUUAUGCUGUUGUUUUGCUUCUACUCCAAUGCGUUAGGCAGAGUGAAAUCCGCUCACAUGUAUAGCGGAAUAGCAAUGCGGACGAGUACAACUCUUGGUCUACAUCGCUGUCUACCUGAGGGUACUGUCUUAUCACCUGUUGAGAGGGAGCAUAGGAUUCGCCUUUGGUGGACUGUUUAUAUCUUUGAUAGGUCGACAAGUUCGCGACUGGGCCAGCCAGUGACGAUCCAAGAUCCCGACAUUGAUGUGCAGCUGCCUUCGUUUGACGGCCUCCCGAAGGAGGUGCAGGAAAGAUUGGGAUCGCCUGCGCACCUGGCUGCCCAUAUAGAGCUAUCUCGUAUCACCGGGUCCAUCAUGCAAGAUAUUUAUGGUCCAUCUUCAAGGUCCAACCCUGGAAGAUUUGUGCAGAAUGUGCGCUCAAUCUUGAAGAAGCUCAAGAAAUGGGAUGCGCAUGCACCGCCCAGCCUUCAAUUGGGCCAAGGAGCAAUCCCCCGAUCAGUUGCCUCCCUGCAGCUGCAUUUCAACCAAUGUAUCAUUUUGACGACAAGACCGAUCCUUCUUUACGUGCUGAAAGUCAAGAAGCCAUUUGCGAAUUUACCGGGAGCUGCAACAGCUCCUAUUUCCGACACCGCUAGAACAUUAUCUGAUGCCUGCAUAUCUGCUGCCAGAACAUCAAACAGCAUUAUAUACCAAUUAUUCAUUGAUAAUGCUUUGGCUACAUACGGAUAUUUUGAUACACACCAUCUCUUUUCGUCAACACUCGUUCUCAUUAUCUCGGCCAUCAUCUCCCCCAAUUCAAGUGACUCUGAUGCAGUUCAGGCUGCAUUUCAGCUACUGAAAGGGAUGAGAGAUAGCGGGAAUGCAACAGCCGCACAGUACUUCUCGCGACUCGUACAUAUGCAAUGGAAUGUGAGCCGGCUUUUUGCCAGAGCAACGGCUGUGGAGGAGGCUGCCGCAUCAAACAGUGCCUUAGCCCAUACCACUCCCAUGAACUAUAUAUCUCCCAAUCCACCUCAGUCAGGCAUUUCCGACUUUGAGGCCUACGACUGGAAUAAUUUCCUUCCUCCCAACUCAGCGGAUGGCAACUACGAAGAUGGAGGGAUCGGCCAUACUGCGGUUGAUCCGUUGGACAACCCACUACUCCAGGCAUUUCUGGAUACCACAGAUGCAAGCUGGGACGAGAACUUGGGGCUAACAACAGAAGAACUUGGAAGCUAUGUUGUAUAA